AUGACAAAGAGCCACAACUUAUGGGCUACUCGCUUUAAUGCGCAGUAUAUGCCUUCUCUUUUAGCACGUCAACAAGUGCGCAACAUGUUUAUCCAAACUGAGCAAACCCCCAAUGACGAUUCCUUAAAAUUUAUUCCUGGCACACCUGUGCUAGGUAAUGGUACAGCAGAAUUCCUUGACGUUCGAUCUUCAAUGAAAUCUCCACUUGCAAAGCAACUCUUCCAAAUUGAAGGUGUUGCAGGUGUCUUCUUUGGACCUGACUUUAUCACUAUCUCAAAGGAAUCUACUGCAGAAUGGCAAUUGAUGAAACCUGAUAUUUAUUCUGCCAUCAUGAACCACUUUACCUCAGGACAACCCAUUGUAUUCGAUGAAGGGGAUUUGGCAGCAAGUGAUACAACCAUUCAUCCUGACGAUCCAGAAGAGGUUCAAAUGAUUAAAGAGUUACUUGAUACACGUAUUCGACCUUCUAUUCAAGAAGAUGGUGGUGAUAUCGAAUACUGUGGCUUUGAAAAUGGCAUUGUGAAGCUCAAGCUGAAAGGUAGCUGCAGAGGCUGUGAUAGUGCAGUUGUGACAUUAAAGAAUGGUAUUGAAAACAUGUUGAUGCAUUAUAUCCCAGAAGUUCAGGGUGUAGAACAAGUCAUUGAUGAAAAUGAAUCAGUUGCCCUUCAAGAAUUUGAUAAACUUGAAAAGAAGUUGGGUGAAAAACAAUAA
Rhizopus microsporus ATCC 52813 is the source of this 711-nucleotide messenger RNA. Its product is annotated as HIRA-interacting protein 5. Gene Ontology annotation, cellular component: mitochondrion. Bases 1 to 711 code for a protein of 236 amino acids. Gene Ontology annotation, molecular function: iron-sulfur cluster binding; iron ion binding. The transcript has 2 exons. The record is from RefSeq and is a predicted model, not a curated record. NCBI's taxonomy places the organism in Eukaryota, Fungi, Mucoromycota, Mucoromycetes, Mucorales, Rhizopodaceae. Gene Ontology annotation, biological process: iron-sulfur cluster assembly.